Messenger RNA from Macrobrachium nipponense, 447 nucleotides. RefSeq names its product sericin-2-like. Lineage: Eukaryota; Metazoa; Arthropoda; Malacostraca; Decapoda; Palaemonidae. The record is from RefSeq and is a predicted model, not a curated record. The transcript has 2 exons. The coding region runs from base 1 to 447 and encodes 148 amino acids.
AUGGAGAUGAAGAAGAAGAAGGAAAAAUUAAAUCCAAGUCCCAGUUGUAAUGACUGGACGAGAAAGGCGGAGCAGUUACUGACAGCAGCAGAAGCAGGGGCCGCAGCAACAACAAGCAGCAGAGCAGAAGCGGCGCCGCAGCAACAACAGCAUAGCAGAAGCAGGAGCCGCAGCAACAGCAAUAGCAGAAGCAGCAGCAACAACAGCAGAAGCAGAAGCAGCAGCAACAACAGCAGAAGCAGAAAGCCGCAGCACAGCAAUAGCAGAAGCAGCAGCAACAACCAGAAGCGAAGUAGCAGCAACAACAGCAGAAGCAGAGCAGCAGCAACAACAGGAGAAGCAGAAGCAGAAAUAGCAACAGCAACAGGAGCAGCAGAAGCAGAAAUAGCAGCAGCAGCAACAACAACAACAGCAACAGCAGAAGAGGAAUUGCGACAGCAAAAGUAG